AUGUGGGCAGCAGUACAAGGUGCUCGAGGAGAGGAAUUCAGCACUUUGGACAGCACCUAGCUACAGUACUCUCCUCUCCCCACUCUGCCUGGAAUCACAGCACUGCAUACUUGGAGGCUGUGCUUAAGGACUUGUGGUCUGCGCUGUGACCAUGUUACUAAGGUGCAGGAGGGAAAGGAAGGAAGGAGGGAUGCAGGGGAGGUCUUGCCUGCGGGGUUAUGCCUGACUUCCGUAUCUAGAUCAUCAAGUGGAAAUAGAAUAAAGCGUGAGCAAUGAGGUCAUAGGUCCCACCAGCUUCUAUAGUGUUCACUUGUCAUCGUUGUAAUUCUACAAUUAUUUAACGACCUUACUCUCUCUCCUGUCUCCUCUUCUCAGGUAGCCGGGAAGCUGCGUUCACGUACGCUAUCACGGCCGCCGGCGUAGCCCACGCCAUCACAGCGGCGUGUAGCCAGGGCAACCUUAGCCAGUGUGGCUGCGACCGGGAGAAGCAGGGUUACUAUAAUCAGGAGGAGGGCUGGAAGUGGGGAGGCUGCUCGGCGGACAUCAAGUAUGGCGUGGAGUUCUCCAGGAGGUUCGUGGACGCCCGCGAGAUCAAGAAGACCACGCGACGGCUGAUGAACCUCCACAACAAUGAGGCAGGGAGAAAGGUAAACACUAUAUAGAAUAAAUACAUCUUUAUCUUUUUAGAUUGGUGUGUGUGUGCGUUUGUUCGUUUGUGCAUGUUUGGUGUCUGUGCAUAUUCAUCCAUGUGUAAACACCCUAGGCCUGAGAAAGAGUGGAAAGCUACAGAGUGGUGGCGGGAACCCCUGAUUGGGUGACGUGCUGAUUGACAAGUCCCAGUAAGCCUCUCAGCAGCUUGUUUUGCUUCAGCUCAAUUACUGUUUGUUUUUUCUACAAUAAUGGGGUGUAUUUUUCUCUACGAGUGAUCUGGCACACUUCUCCUGGGCCAUGUUUGUUUGCUAUUAGUCAUCCCAGAACACAGAACAACAUGAACCAUAACAGAGGGAGGGAGGGAGGGUAGAGAGAGAGAGAGAGAGAGAGAGAGAGGCAGAGUGAACAACAGAGAGAAAAAUGAAGAGAGAGAGAGAUGUAGAAAGAAGGAGUGAUAGAGUGCGAGAAUGACAGAAAGAGAGAGAGAGAGAGAGAGAGAGAGAGAGAGAGAGAGAGAGAGAGAGAGAGAGAGAGAGAGAGAGAGAGAGAGAGAGAGAGACUGACAGAGAGCCUGACUGCCUGCCUGGGCUUUCUCUGGCAUUAUGGUGACAAAUGGAUCUAAUUAAUAAGUUCAGGGUUUUAUCGUGUGCUCGCUGCUCGCUGGGGAAGCGGAGCGCGGCCGGCCGCCAGCUGCCAGAUGGAGUUCUGCCAUGGCCCUUCAUCCAGCCCUUUCAUGGAAUUAUGAAGUGUAAAGUCAGGAACAGGAUAUUAUUGCAGUUCUCUCAGCCGUACCAAAAACACAGCACUGCCAUUUCACUGCACCCAUUCAGCAACAAUGGCUGAGUUAACGCAGGCAGACUGAUAUGAGGGUAUCGCAGUCAGGUGACCUGUCUGAGUUUGAGUUAGGCCUGGCAGAGGUUUGGUAUGGAUGAUGGGAUUCAAUCAAACACACUCUGUAGAAACUGGAGUUGUAGGGGGAAAAGUACUUUUUCAAGCGCAAUCUGUUGAUUAACGAGAUGAGGGAAACUCAAAAAUAUAUUUUUUUGUUUGAAUGGCUGCAUUUUCACAGCACAGGGAUAAUGCCCUUUUCUUCACAGUGUUUGGGGUUUGAUUGAUGAUGGCCCUAGACCUUUUAACGAAAUACUCUGGUGUCCAACAAGUUGAGAGUCUACUACUCUACCACUACAAAGAUCCCUCUGCAUCUAGAACAUUCAGACACAAACACUGUAGGCUCCAGUUCUGUAAAUCCCAAAUAAAUACAGACAAACCCAUGGAAUUAUUUAGUCUGUCUGUAUACUGGGAUCCAGUAUGUUUGACAAUACAUUUUUAGAGGAAAUCUGGUCAUAUCUGACUAAUUGGUAGCAGACAAGAGGUUUGAUGGAAACAGUGUAAAGUAAAUGUUUCCAACCAUUCAGUCAGUCUGUUUCACAUAGACAAUUGUGGUUUGUGCCGCCAUACAUUUUUGGAAAUCCUCAUUCUGAAUCACCAUGUGUGACGAGAUUGUUGGUUGACCCUCAAGUAUUUUACCUUCUCCCCACUCUUUCAAUCGAAUAUCUGCUAAUGAGGGAUUUCAAAUCACGUACAGUGUCAAUGUAAGAGUCUGGCGGCAUGUAUUAAUCGAUAACUCAGCAUACAUUGUGUAAGUGUCUGAUAGAAACAAUGACUACUGCUGGCAAGGCGUCGUGCCACAAAAAAAAAAACUGCUCUGGAAAAAUGCCCUGCCAACAAAACAGAACAUCUUAUACAAUAAAUACGUGCUUGGUUCCUACAAGUAGAAGCGCCCAAUUAGGUUGAAAGAGUCAUGUUAAGACUACUACAGAAGUGUUAAUGUAUUCCAUGUCCCAUACAAGAGCCACAGUCUCUUAUUUCUCAAUUACUUUAUCCACUCUAUUCUCUAGUGAAUACAGCAUGUACCGUAGUGGUAGAAUGCAGUAUUACAGUAGGUUAGUAGAAGCCUGUUGUAGAACAAGGAUUGUCUCAGUCCUGACACUAAACUGCCGUGGACACCACACAAUAUUUCCCAGAUGCCCUAGGAUUAGGCAUUUAAUAGGAGUUCUCUACUACACUGUGUGCCACAUGUUGGAGCUGAAGAUGAGCUUGGUGAGGGCGUGGCUAGUGCAUUUUGAAACGAUUCAGUUUCUAAGAGAUAUGUCUGCUAUCUGAACAUGUUUUGAUUCAAGAUAAGAGUCCUUGAAGUGUUGGUUUGGAUGAUCUGUUUUAUUGCGACAUCCAGUAUUUCAUGCAUUGAGCUUUUUCAUUUAAACACCAUGUUUCUUUACUUAAUAAACCAAACCAUGAUCCCAGCGUACACUCUGAUCCAAAUGCAAACAGUUAAUGGUCAACUGUCGAGGAUGUCUGCGCAACAUAUCUGUAACCCAUAAAAUAGCCGAAUGAUCCACAUUUAACUCAAGCGUAAUGGUGUAUGGUUAAAUGAGAUUAAUAUUUAUUUCCCCCUGCUAUUGAUGUGGUCUUCAGGAAGGUAGGGAUAAUUACAUGGUAGAAUAUCACCAGUAAAUGCAUUUUUCCUCGCUCUACGGUCCGUGAGGGGGUCUAAUCCGGGCCGCGGGUGGUUUGAGUUAAUGAAAUAUAUUUAAUAUAUAUAUAUAUAUAUAUAUAUAUAUAUAUAUAUAUAUAUAUAUAUAUAUAUAUUGUUUUGAAAAAGAAAAUUGGUUGUGUAAAACAAACUCAAUAUAUUUAAAAAUAACUAAAACCAACUCAGAUUUGUGUAGAAAUGAUAAUGGACCUACAUUCAUACAGUUUCUUGACUUGUGUCCAGGUCGCUAAUAAUCCCCUAAAUGAAAGCUAGACAGUCAGGGAGCAUUGAAAAUGUAAAAAACAAUAGAUAGAGGACAAUUUCUUGCAGAUUUUGACGGCGAGGAAAUAUAACACAUUUUCAGUGCGGCCCUCCAGACCUCGUUGAAGACCGAAUACGGCCCCCGGGGCAAAAUUUGUUUGACACCCCUGCUCUACGCUUAGCCAGGAUGCGAAUGUUUGACCCUCAGACGUAAGUGGAUGUUGCACAACGCACAGAACAAACAAUAAGUGUGAAUUUAGAUCAAACAAAACUCCCCAAUUCUAUAACACAAUAUUAACUCAAAUACUUCAUAACAAAUGUGUUUGGAAUUCCACAGAUCUGUCAUUGUGGACAUCCGUUUCCAUUUACAGGGACUCCUCCAAACAAAGAGUGCAUUCACCAACCAUCUGCUGAAAACUCUUGAUUAUUCAUUAAUAGACCCAAUAUUGAACUCAAAUAAAUAUGUCCUCUUCACUCAGAAUGUCUCUUGGUCUUUCUCUAAAGAAUGUAUAUGUAACAUUGAAGAGAAAACAAACUAGGAAAGCACUGGUGUGACCUGUGAAGCUGACGUUAUAUCAGAGAAAUACCAGCAUCCAUAGAAACAUGCCGUCCAAACAGUCCUCCAAAUACAACAUAGACAACAGUUGUCCUUAUCGCUCAUGCAACAGUCUGGUAUGUUCCCACACUUUUAUUUAAAUAAUAUUAAAUGAACUGUUAUAAGGAGAGAUGUUUAAACUUGAUGGUUUCAAGUAUGUCCUUUUUAAAAUGUCAAGGAAGACUUUAAAGCAUUUUGAUUCAUAAGUAUCAUUACAUUUUCUCAUACUUUAAAAAAUAAACAUCAUCAAUGUCACCAAGCCCCAUGGAAGAUUGUUGGACAGAAUCGUGUCACAUUUUAACCUUGCAUUAGACGACUGUGUUUGGGAGUUAUUGCCAAAUGCACUAAAAUAGUAUCUAUUUGUUGGCUCAAGAGAUAAUUAAUUGGGAGUUUUGAGAAAGGUGCGGUGGUUCAACAACAUUUGAGAACAGCUUGGUCUUUAAUUAUAGACUCUGAUCAUAAUAUGAUAUUAUCCCAAGGACCAUCUUUUCUCACUGACCUUCUGUUGACUGUUUUUCCAUUAUUCAUUUAGUAGAAGAGCUAGCUAGGAACCUCUUCACCCUUAGGGUUUCUCUUGGUUUCUGUUUCCACCCAAGUCAGGUCAUUCCUGUAUUUUAACGCUGGGACUGUCCCAGGAAUGCAAUGUAAUGUAAUGUCAUGUAAUGUAACGCCAUGUAACCUCUUACAACGCUCUCUUCCUGUGUGUCCAUGCAGGUCCUAGAGGAGCGGAUGAAGUUGGAGUGUAAGUGUCACGGCGUGUCAGGCUCCUGCACCACCAAGACCUGCUGGACGACCCUGCCCAAGUUCCGAGAGAUCGGCUACAUCCUGAAGGACAAGUACAACGAGGCGGUUCAUGUGGAGGUGGUCCGGGCUAGCCGACUACGCCAGCCCACCUUCCUCAAGGUGAAGAAGACACAGGGCUACCGCAAGCCCAUGGAGACCGACCUCGUCUACAUCGAGAGGUCACCCAACUACUGCGAGGAGGAUGCGGCCACGGGGAGCGUGGGCACCCAGGGGAGGCUGUGUAACCGCACCUCGCCCCACACGGAUGGCUGCGACCUUAUGUGCUGCGGCCGGGGCUACAACACGCACCAGUACACCAAAGUGUGGCAGUGCAACUGUAAGUUCCAGUGGUGCUGCUUUGUCAAGUGCAACACGUGCAGCGAGAGGACGGAGGUGUUUACCUGCAAAUAGAGGGGUGUGGCAUAACGGACCUACGGUACGGUACGAUGAUGGGGAGGGGCGUGACAGGACUAGCUGGAUGAGGAGGAAGACCCCCAGAGGAAAGAUAAAUGGACAUGUCUUGGAACAGGAACAAUGAAAGAUUUUACAAUAAAAAAGGAAUGGAAUUUUUCAUAUCAGCUCUUCAUGGCAUCGUUUUGCACAGCAGAAUCUAAAUUUGCUUUUUAAGAAAGUAAAGGCUAAAUAUCAAUAGGUAAUAAUACUACCCCAGAUCUUCGACUGACUGAGAAAAAAUAAUGUGUGCUCAUGUAGUUAUGCAUUCAAAGUGACUCUAAAAGUUGGGACUACAGGAAACAAAUGGUGCCUGGACGGGAACUGUGCAUUGCACUCUGGGAUUUGUAGUUCUUUAUUUCACGGAAUGGCUUUUAAAUGGAACAGAAAGAGACUGGAGAUGUCGUAGAAAAUUACAGUAACUUGAGGGAUGAGACUCUGGGAAAGAGUCAGCUAAAAGUCUUCUAGUGAGAACUCUUUGGAGUUUUCUUUUGUUUUUCCAUAGAGGGAGAGAACAGAGGUGAAUAUUUGAGCCCCCA
Coregonus sp. 'balchen' is the source of this 5812-nucleotide messenger RNA. The record is from the annotation of a GenBank genome assembly. NCBI's taxonomy places the organism in Eukaryota, Metazoa, Chordata, Actinopteri, Salmoniformes, Salmonidae.